Andrographis paniculata is the source of this 1702-nucleotide messenger RNA. RefSeq lists its product as uncharacterized. NCBI's taxonomy places the organism in Eukaryota, Viridiplantae, Streptophyta, Magnoliopsida, Lamiales, Acanthaceae. Bases 192 to 1340 code for a protein of 382 amino acids. The record is from RefSeq and is a predicted model, not a curated record. The transcript has 10 exons. Gene Ontology annotation, molecular function: nucleotidase activity.
UUGGAAAGCAAAAGCUAAAUACCACUGUAUCCGUUUGAACCGUUCUCUCUCUCUCUCUCUCUCUCUACCCAUCCCUAAUCUACCCCGCCUAUACAUCCUUCCUUCCCCCCUUUCUUCAUCAUCAUCAUCAUUUUCGUCAGAUUCCACUUCCUCGCCCUUUUCCUUUGCCCCUUUUAGUUUCCUCGCUGAAAAUGACCACUCCUGCGCUCAAGACCAACUUCCUCCCUCCCGGCCUCGUUUCCAAUCUCCAGGAAGCUCUCGCCAGCCGUAAAUCUGCCGACGCCGGCGACAAGCCCGACGAGGAUUCCUCCCCGGCCGCCUCUUCUCAGAACGACCCUGCCGCCGAUGUGGAUGCCUCCAAGCCUAUCAUCCUUGUUACCAAUAGCGACGGGAUUGAGUCGCCGGGGCUCUCGCAUUUGGUCGAUGCUCUCGUUCGCGAAGGCGCUUACAACGUCCACGUUGUCGCUCCUCAAUCGGAAAAAUGUUCGUCGGGGCAUUCAGUCUCUCUCAAGGAGACAGUUGAGGUGGCUUCUGUCGAAGUUACGGGUGCUGUAGCGUAUGAAGUUUCUGGAACUCCGGUCGAUUGUGUGUCAUUGGCAUUAUCUGGUGCGCUGUUUUCAUGGUCGAAACCUCUGUUGGUAAUAAGCGGCAUCAACAAGGGCUCGAGCUGUGGCCAUCAUAUGUUUUAUUCGAGUGUUGUUGCCGGAGCUAGGGAGGCAGUAGUUAAUGGUGUGCCGGCCAUAUCCAUAUCAUUUGAUUGGAAAAAGGAUAAGAGUGAGGAGAGUAACUUCAAGGAUGCUGUGACCGUGUGCUUACCUAUAAUAACGGCAACGAUAAGAGAUAUCGAGAAGGGGGUUUUUCCUAAAGGAUUCUUGUUGGACGUAGAAGUUCCAAACUCGCCACUAACUAACAAGGGGAUAAAAGUUACAAAGCGAAGCCUCUGGAGAUCGACCCUUUGCUGGCAAGCUGUCUCUGGAACCAGGGCUCAGUCGGCUUCCCGAUUUGGCGGCCAGCCAGCUCUCGGCAUGCAGUUUGCCCAACUAAGCCGUGACGCCUCUGCUGCUGGUGCUGCCCGUCGCUUGAACACCCAGAAAAAGAAUGUUGAAGUCGUCGAAUCCAUGGGCGCUGCCGGGAAAUCUGAUUUCAAAAGAACAGUCAAGUACUUUCGUGCAGAGAUGCUCGACAAAGAACAGUCGGAGGAGGAUGAGGAUCUGGAUUUCAGAGCGCUCGAAAAUGGAUUUGUCUCGGUUUCGCCAGUGUCUCCAUCGGGACAUUUAGAUGCAGAGACGGGGGCUGCAGCUUCGGAUUGGGUUACGUCUGCGCUGCUGGAGGGGCAAUAACAGCGCGGUGUUAGGUUUGUACAAUCUGAAGAAGACAACUAGCUUAGCCAGUCAUUUCGUAACCCUCCUCGUGUAUUUUUCGAAGAACCAUGAGGCCGAAUUUCUCGAUUUUUUUUGCCCCCUUUUUUGUUUGGUGUUGCUACUUGACUUAGCUCCUUAAGUUUCACAAUGGUGGUUUUGGUUUUAGGCAGCAGCAAAUCAAAUGCUGCCCCUGCCCCUGCCCCUGCCCCUGCCCAGCUUUUGAUUUUGACUUACAGGUGAAUUGAAUUUAUGGAUUAUAUAUAGUUUGGUUUUCUAUUUUGUUGGUGAUGGAUUUUCUUGUAUUGGGGAAUGUUUUGUGGAAUCGAGUGUUUGUUUUUUUA